CCCCCAUUCUGUUCCCCACCCAGAGCACCUGCUUUAUAUUUUUGAAACCAAUUUGAACCAGAAUCGCUGACAAUUUGUCUUUUGUGCAACUUUGAGAUAAUUUUGCAAAAUGGUCGCCGAACUGAUUCUGAACAAGUAAAAACUCAGGAGCAAUAUAUUGCGAGAAAAGAAAGAAAUGGACAAUCCGGAGCACGGGGAGUUUCCCGUGGGCACGACGCAUUUGUCAACACAAGUGGCAGGCCACUCGUGCGACAACAAGAAUUACAGUUUUGGUCUGCUGGUGAAAAGCGGGCGGUACGUGCUGAAGCCGGUGGAAAAGGAGCAGCACGGCAAGAUGGAAAUCGACUUUUACCGAAAAGUGAGCUCGUCGAACGAGCCCGUCCUCCUCGAGUUGAAGUCGCUUGUGCCCGAGUUCUACGGCACCGAAAUCCUCACGUGGAACGACUCCAGGGUCAACUACAUUGUGCUGAGCAAUGUGACCCACGGCAUGGUGCAGCCCUGCGUCAUGGACAUCAAGAUCGGCAGGCAGACGUGGGACCCUGAGGCCAGCGAGUCCAAAAAGCAGAAAGAAUUGGAAAAGUAUUCGCUGUUGAAGCAGAGCUACGGAUUCUGCAUUCCGGGCUUCCAAGUUUACGAUGCAACCUCAGGCGAGUUUAAAAAGUUUGGGAAAGACUACGGGAAGAGCCUGGCACCUGACGGAGUUAUUACAGCUUUCAAGACGUUUUUUAAUUUGUCUCACGAGCGAGGGAAAGAAACGCUUUUGCACAUCCUGGAAAGACUGAAGAAAAUCGUCAAGUGGUUCGAGGAGCAGCGACACUUCCACUUCUACUCGAGUUCGAUCCUGAUCGCGUACGACGCCAAGGCCCUUUCGACCUUUCCGCUCGCCACCGUCAACAUGAUAGACUUUGCCCACGUGUUCCCCGCCCAGGGUCAGCCGGACGCCAACUACGUGGCCGGCGCACAGACCCUGGUGCAGGUGUUGCAGGACGUCGCCGACUCCUGCUGAUUCCCACGAAAUUCAUUCCUGUAUUCUUUACAAAUGGAAAAACAAAGUAUUUUUAAAGCGCAAGCCAAAUAUAUAUAUUGAGAAAAGGGAAAAAGAUGUUUUCGU
Neocloeon triangulifer is the source of this 1111-nucleotide messenger RNA. RefSeq names its product inositol polyphosphate multikinase (gene Ipk2). The transcript is spliced from 5 exons. Lineage: Eukaryota; Metazoa; Arthropoda; Insecta; Ephemeroptera; Baetidae. Gene Ontology annotation, biological process: inositol phosphate biosynthetic process. Gene Ontology annotation, cellular component: cytoplasm; nucleus. Gene Ontology annotation, molecular function: inositol-1,4,5-trisphosphate 3-kinase activity; inositol tetrakisphosphate kinase activity. The record is from RefSeq and is a predicted model, not a curated record. The coding region runs from base 176 to 1006 and encodes 276 amino acids.